Molecule: messenger RNA, 2698 nt
Organism: Electrophorus electricus (electric eel)
Lineage: Eukaryota; Metazoa; Chordata; Actinopteri; Gymnotiformes; Gymnotidae
Gene: clk2b
Product: CDC-like kinase 2b
Biological process (GO): peptidyl-tyrosine phosphorylation; regulation of RNA splicing
Cellular component (GO): nucleus
Molecular function (GO): protein tyrosine kinase activity; protein serine/threonine kinase activity; ATP binding
Source: RefSeq, a predicted model, not a curated record
AAUCUUUGCCCAAGUCACCGACGGGCUGUGCUAUCGCUAGCUAGGAGGAUUCACCGAAUAGCUCCCUGUAUUGAUGGUAGCUAACCUAGCUGUUUAUCAAUAAUUAAUUAGUUCUUUGACAUAGUUAAACGUCCGGUUUAAACGCUAGCUAGCGUUAGGUAGGUUAAUCUGUUACGACAAAGGCAGAGUAAAAGUGAUUCAACAUGUUCACACCCAUCACAAGACGCCGGUUUUCAGCUUUAACUUUUUAGCUUUCAGUCAGCAGUUGCAGUUAGCUGUUAGCUAGCCUAGCUCGUGUUGUGUCGUUACUAUUCAAGGAAGUGAAUAAACUAGAGAUGCCUUACUCUCUUCGUUACCCGUCUCCUGAGCGGAGCGGUCAUGGAAGUUACUGGCACCAAUAUGGAAACUGUAAGCGCCGGUACAAUUGGAGGACUCGGCCCCGAUCUGUGUCACCAGGAUAUCGGCGGGACAGGAGUGCCAGCUGGGAGCACAGAGCUCAGAGAGAGUGGCAGGAGCCAAGAGAAAACAGCUACCAGCAGUCCAAGAGGCUUCCUGAACGGCAUUAUUAUGGCGAUGAGUGGUUGCAGUACAGCUGUUUGGAUCGAGGCAUGAUGAGCAGCUACUACACCCGCAGUAGCUUCACCUGCCGUUUCCAUGACUAUGGCCGUGAGCCUGACCACCGAGGGGAGCGUUGGGAGCGAGGAAGCAGACCAGGACACAGACGCAGACCCAGGAGAACCAGGACAAGAAGGCGCUCUAGAAGGCGCUCCCGCAGCCAGAGCCAGCCUUCAUCAUCGCAGGGUCACAGUCAGAUGCGGGCAUCAGCUGUACAAGAUGACGAGGAGGGUCACCUGGUGUACCGAGCAGGAGACGUGCUACAGGACAGAUAUGAGAUUGUGAGCUUGCUGGGAGAGGGUACCUUUGGUAAAGUGGUGCAGUGCAUCGACCAUCACAGGGGAGAAUCUCGUGUUGCACUGAAGAUUAUAAAGAAUGUGGAGAAGUAUAAAGAGGCAGCUCGUCUGGAGAUCAAUGUCCUGGAGAAGAUAAAAGAGAAAGAUCCAGAAAACAAAUAUCUGUGUGUGCAGAUGUUUGACUCAUUUGAUUAUCAUGGUCACGUGUGCAUCAGCUUCGAGCUCCUGGCCCUCAGCACUUUCGACUUUAUGAAGGAGAAUGACUACCUGCCAUACCCUCUCAAUCAGCUGCGUCACAUGGCCUACCAGAUAUGCAGUGCUGUUAAAUUUCUCCAUGACAACAAGCUGACGCACACAGACCUGAAGCCAGAGAACAUCCUUUUCGUCAACUCUGAGUUUAGCACAUUCUACAACGCAGAAAAGAAGCGGCAGGAGCGUGUUUUGAAGAACACAGCUGUGAGAGUGGUAGACUUUGGCAGUGCCACCUUUGACCAUGAACACCACAGUGCCAUCGUCUCCACCAGACACUAUCGGGCCCCGGAGGUCAUUCUGGAGCUUGGCUGGAGUCAGCCUUGUGAUGUCUGGAGUAUUGGCUGCAUUCUGCUGGAGUACUAUCUGGGAUUCACACUUUUCCAGACACAUGAUAACAUGGAGCACUUGGCCAUGAUGGAGAGAGUACAAGGACCGAUUCCCUCCAAAAUGAUCCGCAAGACCAGGAAGCAGAAGUACUUUUACCGAGGGAGGUUGGAUUGGAAUGAGAAUUCCUCAGCAGGAAGAUAUGUCCGUGAGAACUGUAAACCUCUACGUAGAUAUGUGCUGUCUGAAGUGUCUGACCACCACCAGCUGUUUGACCUGUUGGACGGGAUGUUGGAGUUUGAGCCAGAGCAGCGACUCUCUCUCUCCUCCUGCCUGCACCACGCCUUUUUCUCCUCUCUUCAAGAGGGCCAACGUUCCUCCUACAUCAACCGUGACGUUAGCCGGUGACCUCCAGCCUUUGUCUCACGCCGAUGACCUUUGUGUCUUCUGUCUGUCUCGUCUGUCUCUCCCUUCCUGUCCUUCGUGAGACACCCGCCUUCUUUGCUCCUCCUCUUUCUCAUGGCCUCCACACUACAGGAGAGGAGGUAAUCCCACAGAUCUGGUUGAGAAUGGGAUGGACUCGAAUCCUUGAGCGAGACUCAAGACUGUAGGUUGGUAACGGUGGAUGUGAGGCUUUUCUGUUUUGUUUGCUACUUGUACAUCUUAACUGAGUGCAGUGCUGGUUGUUCAGUGGUGCAGUCUUAGACCGGCUCCUCCCUCUUCCCUGAGGCCCAGUCAGGCUGAAGUUUGCCACAUCAGCUUGACUAUCCCCUCAUACACUGUUCUUUGUUUGACAGCUCAACUGUACAUUAUGUAUGGGAGUUGGAGAGAGAAGCCUUCAGCAUCCUUCUACAGUUUACGACCGUGUUCACAGAGCCAUACACACAACCAUGCUCAAAUCUCUCAACCCUGAGUCUAGUUGCAUCUUUUGUAUAGGUAUAAUUUAGGAAUAUUUGACGUGUACAUACUCACAGAUUUGCAGUAUUUAUUUUAAACAGCUGUUUUUGUAUGAAAUGACAUGUAUAUGUAAAUACUGCAAAAGUGUCUCUAAUAAAAUUAUUUUUCUUUGUUUUUUGUGUUCACACAGCAGAUUUUUUUUCUUUGUUUUAAAGACCAACAUAGCCUUCAGGUUCAGGUUACCUGUGUUAGUCUUUUUGAGUAUGAAUGUGACACUCAGUGAGUGGGUGCAAAUAAGAGUGUGUGACUGGUCC